This is a messenger RNA of Momordica charantia (bitter melon), 1136 nucleotides long. RefSeq lists its product as uncharacterized. Gene Ontology annotation, cellular component: plasma membrane. Lineage: Eukaryota; Viridiplantae; Streptophyta; Magnoliopsida; Cucurbitales; Cucurbitaceae. The record is from RefSeq and is a predicted model, not a curated record. Gene Ontology annotation, molecular function: protein binding.
AAAGAAAUGGCAACCUUAGAAAGUAGGCUUCAAGAAGCAGCAAUGGAAGGCAGUGUAGAAAAGCUGUUAGAAUUGCUCCAACAAGAACCUCUACUUCUCGACCGAGUCUUCGAUGGCACGGUCGAUCCUCCGCUUCAUGUUGCAGCCCUUCUUGGCCACACCGAUUUCAUUGAUCAGAUUAUACAACAAAAGCCUCGGCUCGCCCGAGAGCGCGAUUCAAACGGAUCAUCUCCCCUUCACUUAGCCGCGGCCAAGGGCCAUCUCGAAAUCGUUAGGCUUUUGCUGCGAGUCGAGGCUGAUAUGUGCUUGCUUGGCAAUGCACAGGGCUGGAACCCUUUGCAACUUGCCGCUGCAAAUGGCCGUGUGGACGCCCUGGAAGAGCUGGUCGGUGCCAGGCCGGAAGCUGCCCGAACCGCUGUGGACCACGGCGGAAAUGCUUUGCAUUUGUGCGUCAAGAACAACCAGUUGGAAGCUUUGAAGGUGCUGGUUCAUGCUAUAGAUGAUAAAGAUUUCCUUAAUGCGAAGGAUGAUUCUGGAUGCUCUAUUCUCCAUUUAGCCGUCUCUUACAAGCAGAUCGAGACAAUACGAUUUCUGGUGAACACAAACGGAACGGAACUAAACGCAACGAACUCAAACGGAUGGACGCCGUUGGACGUCUUAUUGCAAAGCAACAGAGACGUGAACGAUUUGGCCAUAGCUGUGUUACUCGGCGCCGUUGCAGCGCCGCCGCCCGCCGGCAGCCAAUGCAGCAGCUGCAGCGGGCGGAGCUGCUGCAGAAACGGGCGGCUGAUGAGACAGCGAGAGGCACUAAUGGUGGUGGCGUCGGUGAUGGCGACGAUGGCUUUCCAGGCGGCGGUGAACCCUCCCGGCGGCAUAUGGGACGGCGCCGGAAAAUCGACCCCACACACGGUUCGAUUCCGGUGCUUUAUAUUUUCGAUCACAUUCUGUUUUGUGUUCUCCAUCGUUGAACUUUUCUUGCUGAUCAUUGAUCAUCCCUCCAACAGUUCCCUUUUCUUGGGUUUUCUUUCCUUUGCCAUGUUCUUUUCCAUUGUUGCCAUGGCUGUGGCUUUUGGGGUUGCAAUUCUGUGUGUGACAUAAAAUUCUUUAUGUUAAUUUAAUAAAUUAUUUAAACGUUA